AGGAAGCCCCCCUGGACCAGGAAGCCCUUCUGGAGCAGGAUGAGUACCCCAGGCCCAAGAGCAGCGGGGCAGAUGCAGGGCAGGAGCCCCCUCAAUCGGCCACCCUUUGCCCAGCAGGACAAGUCAGGGACAGCCCCCCCGGGCAGGAGCAGUGAUGGACCCCCCCUGGACCCUCAGCCAGCAGCACCCGCAAGAGCCGAAGCCUUCAAAGCAGCAGGGAUGUCGCUGCCAUUUCGGAGACCCUUCCGAUUAAACCAAGGACGAGCCUUCCUCCAGAGCCAAAUCAAAUUUAACUUCAACAAACGGCAAAUCAAGUCCAAAAUGGAGCAGAAACUUUCAAGGGUGAGAAGGUGGAGAACGCAGCCCACUUCUGGAGCGGUCCUGACCGUCUCAGUGUCCAACCCCCAGGCAGGCCACCUCCAGGGGCCGGGAGCAAAGCGACCCUUCCUGAGAAGGUGGAACAGGCAGACCCCGCAGCUCCGCCGGCAGCCGAGAGGAGUGACGCUCAGAUUCAACUUCCGGGCUAUGGCUAACCAGACCAGCGUGACCCUGAAUGAGCGAUUCUCUGGGCUGAGGCACGAACACCAUUUUGUGGCAGAACGCAAUGCAAGCCGGAUGGUCACUCUGCCGUAGCCCCCUUCCUUGAUGGAGUCAGGCCAAAGGUGGAAAGAGGUCAGCCCUCCAAGGCCACCAGUUAUCUGGGACUUACCUGGGGAUGACCCUCAUCAACCGCAGCUGGGGAGGAGCCUUCUCAAUGGAGAUGGUACCUUCCAGAGAUCCUACUUUCACCUGAGCAGUGGCUCCAUUCUAGACUGGCCAAGCCUGAAGGCACCUGCUAAGGAAGCUCUCCAGCUCUUGGUCCUCCCCAGGAGAAGGCUUCAUCCUCAGCGUCUGGUAUCUCCAUCUCUGCCUCUUCACAGCCUCAUGUGGAUGGGAAGGGUCACCCGGGUGACUCAGCUGAACCCAAAAUUCCAACGGUUGCUUGUUUAUUUCUUCGUUUGGCCCGGAAAGCCCCUUUUCAGCCUUGUUUUGAGGCACCCACAUCCACCGGAUUGGGGUGAUGACAUCCCCUCUGUAAUGCAGUCCUUGUGCAAAUGACGUAAAUUGUGCCAUUUAUAUAAAUCACAUCAAGGGGUGAGGAAGUCAGGACAUCUGAUUUCAUCACUGUGUCUACCAGAUGCAUCUAUUUGGGAGAAUUGUGUCAAAUUUUAGUAAACUUUAUUCUUAGAAGGAAUAAAGCUACUUUAGAAUCUGAAA
Messenger RNA from Protobothrops mucrosquamatus (brown spotted pit viper), 1257 nucleotides. Its product is annotated as UAP56-interacting factor. Gene Ontology annotation, molecular function: mRNA binding. The coding region runs from base 40 to 633 and encodes 197 amino acids. The record is from RefSeq and is a predicted model, not a curated record. Gene Ontology annotation, biological process: mRNA export from nucleus. NCBI's taxonomy places the organism in Eukaryota, Metazoa, Chordata, Lepidosauria, Squamata, Viperidae. The transcript is spliced from 7 exons.